Messenger RNA from Urocitellus parryii (Arctic ground squirrel), 1367 nucleotides. The record is from RefSeq and is a predicted model, not a curated record. NCBI's taxonomy places the organism in Eukaryota, Metazoa, Chordata, Mammalia, Rodentia, Sciuridae.
UGCAGUUCCGGUCGGAUUUACAAGGCGACGCACGCUGAUAUGGCUGCGCCAAUACUGAGGGGCGUCCGGGAGCUGCUGAAGCAUGCGAACUUCGCGCCGGUCCCGCGAAGACUCCGACAUAAGAAGAAGUGGGCAGCAACAGAGCCCAAAUUCCCUGCCAGCCAGCUUGCUCUGCAGAAUUUUGACAUGACCUACAGUGUGCAGUUUGGGGAUCUUUGGCCAUCGAUUCGUGUCAGUCUUCUCUCAGAACAGAAGUAUGGUGCACUUGUCAAUAAUUUUGCUGCUUGGGACCAUGUGAGUGCUAAGCUGGAGCAGCUGAGUGCCAGGGACUUUGUGAGUGAUGCCAUCUCCUGCUGGGAAUUGGAGCCUGAGAGUGGCCACUCUGCAACCCUGUCCCCAGACUGCAGUCCAAAUCUUCGAUGCUUCACUUUUGCCAGAGGAGAUGUCAGCUGCUUCCCUUCUGCCAGGCUUGGCAGUCUGGGUGUCAUGGACUACUACCUGAUGGAUGCUGCCUCCUUGCUGCCUGUCCUGGCUCUUGGUCUACAGCCUGGGGACAUUGUUCUUGACCUAUGUGCAGCUCCUGGAGGAAAGACACUGGCAUUGCUUCAGACUGGCUGUUGCCUGGGUCAGGUGCUGGUGGAUGUACCCUGUACCACAGACCGCCACUCCCUUCAUGAAGAAGAGAACAACAUUUUUCAACGGUCAAGGAAGAAGGAGCGACAGAUGUUGCCUAUGCUGCAGGUGCAGCUUCUUGCGGCUGGACUCCUUGCCACCAAACCAGGAGGCCAUGUUGUCUAUUCUACCUGCUCCCUCUCACACUUACAGAAUGAGUAUGUGGUUCAAGGUACCAUCGAACUUCUGGCCAAUCAAUAUAGCAUCAAAGUUCAGGUGGAAGACCUGUCUCACUUCCGAAAACUUUUCAUGGACACAUUCUGUUUCUUCCCAUCCUGCCAGGUUGGGGAGCUGGUAAUACCAAACCUCAUGGCCAAUUUUGGGCCUAUGUACUUCUGCAAAAUGCGUAGGCUAACCUAGCAUCACUUGUCCCUGCAGUAGGAAGACAAAGGAUGUACUCUAUUGGAGGAACUGGAAACUGAGACCAGUGACAGAGAUGUACUCUAGAUCCCGUCUCCAUCCUGAGUUUUUUCUGCAGUUUUAAGCAGUAGGAAGUAGGAGUUUGUCCUACCGCUCAAUUGUGAAGUAUCAACACACUUAUUUCUAACUCACUUAUUACUCUUCCCCUAUUGCCAAGCUUAUGCUAAUGGUGCCUAUCCCAUUUGGAGGUUAGAAGGAAAAAAAUCAAUGAGAAACCUACACUGUAAGCUGUAUACUUGUGAAGAAGCAUUUAGCAAAUAAAAUUGUUGAAGUUC